Messenger RNA from Colletes gigas, 2857 nucleotides. It is a transcript of the gene Ir93a, whose product is annotated as ionotropic receptor 93a-like. Gene Ontology annotation, cellular component: membrane. The record is from RefSeq and is a predicted model, not a curated record. Lineage: Eukaryota; Metazoa; Arthropoda; Insecta; Hymenoptera; Colletidae. Gene Ontology annotation, molecular function: ligand-gated monoatomic ion channel activity.
AUGAAGUGAUACAUUAUUCACGGCUGUCCUCGGUUAUAUAUCGUCCGUACGAUACACGCGCGCGUUACUUUUCGUUCGCCGAUAGAAAUGAUAUCGCUCCUGUUUCUUCUGUCGAUCGUCAAUUAUGGCCACAGCUACAACGAUUUUCCGUCCUUGAUAACUGCGAACGCCACGAUGGCGUUGGUCGUCGACAGGAGUCUCUUCAGUAACAAAGAGGACCAUAAAAACACGGUGGAGUUCCUUCUUAAUCUGAUCAAGGACACCGUGAAAAGAGAGAUGGGUGUGGGUGAUAUCACAGUCCACGUUUUCCGCGAUACGAAUAUUAAUCUGCGACAAGAUUUCACGAUACUUCUGUCUAUCGCGACCUGUUACCUAACAUGGCGGCUGCACGAGGUUGCUCGAAAAGAGGAACUCAUACAUCUCGCGAUAACAGAUCCAGACUGUCCCAGACUCCCGGAAGUCGACGGUAUAAGCAUCCCUCUGAUCGUGCCUGGCGAGGAACUGUCCCAGAUCUUUCUCGACCUGAGAAUAACGAACGUCCUCUCCUGGAACGUGAUCAACAUCCUCCACGACGAUACCUUCGACAGGGACACGAUCAGCAGAGUGAUGAAGGCCAUAUCAAACAAGCUGCCCACCAAGAAGUCGAGCUUGAUCUCCAGGUCGAUAUUCACGCUGAAACACGAUGACACAGAGAGAGGGAGGAAAAAAUCGGUGAAGAAGGUGCUGAACGAUUUUCACGUGGAUCAGCUGGGCCACUGCUUUCUGGUGAUCGCCACUCUCGAUAUAGUCGCGGAUGUUAUGGAAGUGGCAAGGUCUCUGAAGAUGGUGCAUCCUGGCAGCCAAUGGUUGUACGUUAUUACAGACAGCGCGGAGCAGAACGCGACCAACAUGACGACCUUCAUUGAUUUGUUAGCGGAAGGAGGAAACGUGGCCUUCAUGUACAACGCGACCGAGUUCGGCGACUUCUGCGAAGUCAAGCUAACGUGUUACGCCGCGGAAUUGAUCGAAGCGCUGGUCAGAGCCUUGGAUUAUUCUCUGAUGAACGAGAUCGAACUUCUGAAGAGGAUCGGCGACGAGGAUUUCGAGAUCACCCGGCUAACGAAACGCGAGAGACGACACGAGAUGUUGAGGAAUAUCAAGAUCCACUUUUCUCAAAGUACUGUCGCUUCGAAGACUAGCUGCGGAAGAUGCUUGAUAUGGAGGUUCUCCUCGUCCAUAACUUGGGGAAACUUCUUCGUUCAUGAGAAAAACAUUGCUCAUUUGUUGGACGUGGGCUCCUGGACGCCAGAAUUCGGCGUUAAAUUGUCAGACGUCCUUUUCCCUCACAUUGAUCAUGGAUUUAGGGGGAUCACUAUACCUAUUACCACGUAUCACAACCCACAGUGGCAAAUAAUCUCCGUGAGCAACACAGGCGAGAAGAUUUACGGGGGAUUAAUCUUCGACGUGGUCAACUAUCUGAGCAAGAAGCUGAACUUCACGUACAAUGUUAUAGCUCCAGAACUGGACAAGAUCCCCAACUCCUGGAACGAUUCUCGAUUCUUCAAACUAGGAGAUAAGGCCAGGGAAAUGACAAUGUCGAGUACGAGGAAACUGCCCAGGGAAGUGGUCGACUUGGUACGCGAGAAGAAGGUUCUGUUGGCAGCCUGCGCUUACACCGUGAACGAAUAUGGGAAAGAGGCAAUGAAUUUUACGGUACCCAUUUUCGUGCAAACGUAUAGCUUUUUAACUUCCAGGCCCAGACAGCUGUCGAGGGCGCUUCUAUUCGCUUCGCCGUUCACCAAAGAGACGUGGGCCUGCCUGGCCGUCGCCAUUAUCAUAAUGGGUCCAAUCCUGUACAUGAUUCACAAGUACAGUCCCUAUAGCACGCAGACCUCGGGCCUGAACUCGUCCUGGCAGUGCGUGUGGUACGUCUACGGGGCGCUCCUUCAACAAGGAGGGAUGUAUUUACCGCAAUCAGACAGCGCGCGUAUGGUGAUCGGCGUCUGGUGGCUGAUCGUGAUGGUCCUCGUAGCCACGUAUUCCGGAAGUUUGGUCGCCUUCUUGACAUUCCCGAGGAUGGACACGUCGAUCCUGACGGUGGAGGACCUGAUCGCGCGAAAGGACAGGAUCACCUGGAGCUUUCCCAACGGCAGCUUUCUCGAGGUGUACCUGCGUAACUCAGACGAGGCGAAGUACCACGCGCUCUUGUCCCACGCGCAGAUGCACAACGACACGGAAGUGGAGGAACUGGUGGAACGCGUGAAGGAAGGAACACACGUACUGAUCGACUGGAGGAUCUCCCUCAGGUUUUUGAUGAAGAAACAUUUGCUGCUGACCGGAGGCUGCCACUUUUCCCUGAGCACCGACGAGUUCUUGGACGAGCCCAUCGCCAUGAUCAUGCCGCAAGGUAGCCCCUACUUGCCUGUAAUCGACGCGGAAUUGCAUCGAAUGCACGAGUCCGGAUUGAUGCACAAAUGGAUCGCCGAGAGGAUGCCGACGAAGGACAAGUGCUGGGAAGUGUUGGGCAGCAGUCAGGCGGUGAACAAGCGAGAAGUGAACGUGGCCGAUAUGCAAGGGAUAUUCUUUGUACUCUUCAUGGGCACCACGUUGGCCUUGUUCUUCCUAAUUUGCGAAUGCUACUGGCACAGACGAAAAUUAUCCAAGCAACGGAAACUGAUCCGCCCGUUCGUGCCGUAAAUUCAAUUUCUGGGACGCGUAUAAUCGUGCAAAUUGUUUUCACUGCUCUCACCAGCUUCCCGCUAUCCAAACAACGCGAGGUUUCUCCUCGAAUAAACGGAACCAGUACCUCAUUAUGCGGUCACUCGCAUUUCUUCGGUCCAUCUCGCGCCAAUUGCAUGCUCCCCCUACCUCUGUUUAA